Messenger RNA from Penicillium soppii, 1161 nucleotides. RefSeq names its product cyclic nucleotide-binding domain-containing protein. Lineage: Eukaryota; Fungi; Ascomycota; Eurotiomycetes; Eurotiales; Aspergillaceae. Bases 1 to 1161 code for a protein of 386 amino acids. Gene Ontology annotation, molecular function: cAMP-dependent protein kinase regulator activity. Gene Ontology annotation, biological process: regulation of protein phosphorylation. Gene Ontology annotation, cellular component: nucleus; cAMP-dependent protein kinase complex. The transcript is spliced from 2 exons. The record is from RefSeq and is a predicted model, not a curated record.
AUGGCACAGAACUCUUCCCCGGGUUUAGCCCCAAUCAUCAGCAAGCCCACUGAGAACCCAGCUGGCACCCCAAAAAAUUCCGAAGACGAGGAGUUCGAGGUGACGUCACCCACAGAUGUGACCUUUCGACAAUCAAACUCAGGUGCGGCACCGUCUGGCACCUCCUUGUUCGGAGGUAGUGCAUUCGCCGAAACACAACAAGGAAGAUCCCUUUUCAGCCGGAGCCCUUUCCAGGAAAACACCGAGGAGGAAGAUCAGGACGAAGGGGAGCUGGCCCCUCUCCCCAUGCGAUCCGCACAACAAGGAUUUCCCAGCAACUACGCGCUGGGCCGACGGACUUCUACCGAAGAGCAGGUUUCUCGACUCAAGAGCGCCGUCAGCAGCAACUUCCUUUUCUCCCAUCUCGACGAUGAUCAAUUCACGACCGUUCUCAAUGCCUUAGUCGAAAAGCCUAUUCCUGCCAAGGAUAUCAAGGUUAUCUCUCAGGGUGAUGCCGGCGAUUACUUCUACAUUGUGGAGAACGGCAACUUCGACAUCUAUAUCCACUCUUCUGGUGCGGUGCAGCCUGGCCCCGAUGGAUUGGGCAACAAGGUCGCGUCGACUGGACCGGGUGGCUCCUUCGGUGAACUGGCUCUGAUGUACAACGCCCCACGUGCCGCGACAGUCAUUUCCACCGACUCAAAGAGCACCCUGUGGGCCUUGGAUCGCAUCACCUUCCGCCGCAUCCUCAUGGACUCAGCAUUCCAGCGCCGCCGCAUGUACGAGGCUUUCCUGGAGGAAGUCCCCCUACUGUCUUCUCUAAAGUCGUACGAGCGCUCAAAGAUUGCCGAUGCCCUGGACACGAUUAAGUACCCGGCCAAUUCCACCAUUAUCCAUGAAGGCGAUCCUGGAGAUGCUUUUUAUUUGUUGGAGUCCGGUGAGGCCGAGGCUACCAAAAACGGAGUUUCUGGAGCUGUUAAGAACUACCAUCGGGGUGAUUACUUUGGCGAGCUUGCGCUACUGGAUGAUAAGCCUCGCCAGGCGAGUAUCACUACCAAGACGGAUGUCAAGGUAGCGCGGUUGGGUCGGGAUGGAUUCAAGCGGCUUCUUGGGCCCGUGGAGGAGAUGAUGAGACGGGCUGAAUAUGAAUUGGAUGCGAGCAAUUCUCCAGUUUCCAAAUGA